Messenger RNA from Rosa chinensis, 610 nucleotides. RefSeq lists its product as uncharacterized. The transcript is spliced from 2 exons. The coding region runs from base 16 to 429 and encodes 137 amino acids. The record is from RefSeq and is a predicted model, not a curated record. NCBI's taxonomy places the organism in Eukaryota, Viridiplantae, Streptophyta, Magnoliopsida, Rosales, Rosaceae.
UGAGUAACAUAUUGUAUGUCUGUCUACUUGCAGGCCUCUUUUGUCCUGUGCCGAGUAUUUGUCAGAUCUCGGGGUGGAACUAGCAAAUCAGAGAAUGGCUUAAGUUCUUGUGCUGAAGAAACUGUUUCCACAGUACGUCACAUUGGAAUUCAGCAUGGUGGAUUUUGUACUCCUCAUAUUGUUCCUGAGAUUCACAGUGACAAAUCUGUGCCUAGGAACACUGACAAGUCAAAAGAUCAAAUGACACUGGAGACUGAAGUUGAUAAGCAAGUCGAGACUGGGCCUCUAUCAAGUAUUCAGACUAAUGAACAGGUGCCGUCAUCUGUGCUUGGUGUUGGUAAUCCAUUGUUGCUUGAUGGUUUGGCCACCGAGCAUUUACAAUCCCUUAUGGAGGGAGACUUUAUAGAGUUGGAUGAUCUCAUCGACUGAUCAUUCGAUACUAAUCUUAAAACAAUUGGAUCGGUCUUAUUAAUCUGUGAAUAAAGAUUAGCUCACAAAUAGGUGAAGGUUUACCUUAAUUAUCAGGCUAAAAUAGCAGCUGAAGCAAUUAUUCUGAGGUGCUAAAUUUUGAGUUGUACAAUUGUUCUUACACUGUAAAUACACAUCCAAG